Messenger RNA from Lecanosticta acicola, 6063 nucleotides. The record is from the annotation of a GenBank genome assembly. Lineage: Eukaryota; Fungi; Ascomycota; Dothideomycetes; Mycosphaerellales; Mycosphaerellaceae.
AUGGCCGACAACAACCACCGACUGUCGUUCGGUAGCGGGUCACGGCCACCCAGCCGGGCUCUGAGCGAUGUCUCCUUUGCUACCUCAGAUGCUACAGAGCGACCGGAUUCGCCGCAUUCGCGAACGAUCCUACGAGAGAUCGAUCACAUCAAGAGCCUGAUUAAGCGCUCACAGAAUGCCUCACCGACGGCUAAGGGCAGUAUCACUGCCCAGAUCUUCCGAUCGCGAAGCGUGUCUAUGCCGAUAACGACCGCGCACAUCUUUCACGAGCUUGAUCACUUGAAAAGGAGGAUCAAGGAGGAGCAAGAGCACCAGUUGACUCGAAUAGAUUCACAGGCGGACCCGGAGACGGAGUCUGAGGCUGAGGUGGAAGAUGUGCUUGAUGAGCGGGAAGAGGAGCUGGAGAAGGCGAGGGAGGAGGUUAUGGUUACAAAGCAGAGACAAGAGCAGCUUGUGGAGGCAGCUGAGUUGAAAGUGGACAAGGCAAUCGACGAGAAAGAGCAGCUGGAAGGAUCUCUGGAUGGAUACAAGGCACAGUUGGAGAAAGCUGCUGCUGAGAAGCGGGAGCUGGAGCAGCAACUACAAAAGAGUCGAGAAGGUGCUGAGGAGUUCGGUAAGAUGUUGCAGAGCAUGGAGAAGUCUCUGAAGACACACGCGAAUGAGUUGGUGCAAUUGAAAGCGGAAAAGGAGAAGUCGGCGACCAUAUACUCUCAGGCCAAGGGACAAAUUGACGGGCUUGAGAAGUUGCGCACAGAUCUGGACAACUCAUUGAAUGCAAGUAAUGAGCGUAUCAAUGGACUGGAAGAAGAGAGCAAGAAGACUAAGGAACAGCUGCAGCGAGCACUCAACGAACAUGCAACGAGUGCCAGUGCUAUGAAAGAUGAGUUCAAAGCUCUACAGCAGCGGCAUAACGCACUCGCGACAGAGUCUGAAGCGCAUCAAUCUGCCAGCCAGAACUUGCAGAAGAAGCUGGACCAAGCGGAAGCUCUAACUUCUCGAAUGGAGAAGGAAUAUGGCAGCCGGAGCAAGGAACUUGUCAGCGAAAUCGACAAGCACAAGAGCUCGUUGGAAGAUGCUUUGAGGGAGUUAGAAGGGCACAGCAAAGAUUUUGACGAACUCUCCAAAGAUCGGCAGAGCAAGCAGAAGCAGAUUGAUGAGCUUCGCGCAGAAGUGAAAGAAUAUCAAACCAAGCUCGGCUCGGCUCUGUACGAGCAGGAGCGCCUUGUCAAGGGCCAACAGAAGCAGUUUGAGGAUGCUAGACUUGAACAUCAACAGGCGCUCCGCGAUCUCCAGAGCAAGCACGAGGCAGAACGACAACAGAUUCAAGACGCGCUCGAUGAAGCCAACUGUGCGCACGCCGACGAGCUUGAACGACGUUUAGCGGAUCGCACCUGCGAGAUUGAGAAGUUGCAAGCAGAUAAUACCAGUGCCCUCGAUAACCUCAAGGACUCGCAGGCGAAAGCACUCUCGAGUGCCGCAGACGAGCACUCAAAGGAACUUACGAAGGUGAGGGACGUCCAUGACGAGCAGUUGCGGACUGUCAAUGACGAGCUCUUCCAAGCCCGCGGUCGAGCUGAAGACGUUCGUCUACAGCAUCUCGGUCAGAUCGAAGCACUUAAGGCAGAACACGGAGACCAGAUUCAGGCAUCGGGCAACAGGCUGGAUGAUUUGAGGCGCCAACUUGAUGAUGCUGAGUCGAUCGCCCGCACGAAAGUGUUCCAGUUGCAGAGCCAGCUCUCCGCCAAGGACGCGCAACUAGAGCAGUUACGAAGCGAGCAUGCCAGCGCCACGGAGCAGCUUAAAGCGACUCACGAAAGGGCGAUGAGUGAUGCUCAAGAUGUCUCCGAGCAAAGGCUCCGCCGAUUCGAGAAAUUGCGUAUGCUGGCCAACGAUGCUUUUGCCAAAGUCAAAGGCCUGGAGCAGGAGAAAGACAACUUGAUCGCGGACCACCAAGCAGCUCUUGACGCAAGCCGCGCUGAGCGUUCUCAGCUGCAGAAAGGCCAUGAUGCAUCUAUCAGCGGUCUGAGAGACAGCCAUGAGAAAGCAUUGAACGAGACACAAACGGCUUUCGAAUCUCGCCUUCGGGACGCCACGCAACAGGCUCGAGCAAACAAGGAAGAGCACGAGCAUGCUCUUGCUCAACUCCGCUCUGAUCACGCUGCGCAGAUUGCAGCUUUGAACUCCACAAACGAAUCUGCAGUGAGCGAUCUUCGCAGUGAGUUUGAGGCGACCAAAGUCAGUCUAGCUGCGGCUCUAGCUGAGCACGAACAAUUGACCGGCCAGCUUCGUACGUCUCACGCAGAAGAGGUGGAGACUCUCAAACGAAAGCACGAUACGGAGCGCGAGAGCCUGCAGUCAGAGCUACGCAAAGGCGGCGACGAGGCGUCGUCUCGCGCUGACGUUUUGAAGGCUAGCUACGACGGACAACUUGCAGAUCUGAAGGCCGCCCACGACAACGAGAUCAAGGCUUUGCAGUCUCAAUUCCAAGUACGCGAGAAGGAACAUACUGAAAGGCUCCAGCAAGUGCAAUCGGAGCACGGCGUGGCGCUCACUCAAGCACUGUCUAGAGAGACUGAAACGCUCCAAAAGACGCAAGACAAUUUUAACGCGGAGGUGCAGCGGAAGCAUGAAAGCGAGAUUGCGAGUCUCAAAGCAGAACAUACUGUACAGACUGGAGCGAUGCAUGCGGAACAUAAUCAGAGAUUGCUUGAACAUCAACAAGAAGACCAAGCCACCGUUUCAAACCUCAGGGCAGAAUAUGACAAGCAGCUAGAGGAUCUGCGAGAAGCCAAUGAUCGACACAACCAGGAGCUACAGCAAAAGCACCAAGCGAACGUUGAUUCUCUCAAAGAGCAUGCUGCUAUAGAGCUAAAUGAAGCUCGCCGGAAGCACGCAGCGGCUUUGGAGACGGCUGCCACUGGUCAUCAAGACGCAGCACGGGAGCUGAAAGCCCAACACGAGUCAAAGCUAAGCGCUGUGUCAAUCGAUUAUGAGAAAAGGAUUGAAGAAGUUCGCCAAGCAAUGGAGAGCGCAGGCAUUGAGUCCCAACAAAAGCACGAAGGCGCGUUCCGCGAAAGCAGUCUGGCUGCUGAGGCUGAACUCGACCAGAUCCGCAAAGACCAUGCAGCCGCCAUCGAGACAGCAAGGGAGGAAGGUAAAGUGGCUCUCAGCGUUGCCAACAAAGUGCAUGAGCGCCAAUUAGCUUCGCUGAAGCAAGAACUUGCUAACAUGCAAGACGCACAUGCCCAAACGCUGCAGACACGACUCAUUGAGGCAGAGAGCACUUCGAACAACAGGUUCACCAGCCAGCAAUCACAGCACCAGCAGUCUUUGCAAGCAUCUGCGAAGGCCAACCAUGACGAGAUGGAGAAGCUUCGCGCAGAACGUGAGGAUGCACUGCAAUCACGGUUAGAGGAAGCCAAAGCCCAGCAUGAACAAGCCCUUGGCGAUCAAGAUGCCGCAUGGACGGCGAAGAUGACGGAACUCAAAUCAAAACAUGACCAAGCUUUCGCCGCUGCCCUGAACACGAGCGACGAGUCUACAGCGUCAAAGCUGAGGGAUCUGGAGCAACGACACGUGGAAGCCCUUGCGCAAGCCACGGCGAAAGCUCACGAUGAAGCGAGUGCCAGGAUAUCUGAAGCUGAAGACGAACAUAGAGCGACGCUCGACGCAGCUGUCGAACAGGUCCGCCUGAAUAGCCAGACAGAGAUCAGGAAUCUCGAGAAUCGCCACGAGGACGCUGUCGGUCAAAUUCAAGCAAUGCAUCAGAAGCAAGCCGCUGCUCGACUCGCUGACCUUGAAGUCGCCAAUCAAAAGGAGCUGGAGUCCGCAUUGGAAGAAGCCGGAGUUGCAGCAGAGCAAGACGCGCAACGAGCUUCCGAAGCCCAUACUAGCGAGCUCCUACGGCUUCAAUCAGAGCAUCGGUCGCAGCUUGCUGAGGUCACAUCUCGACAUCAGGGCGAGAUGGCGGCAGAGACUGCGUCGAAGAAGGAUUCUUAUGAUCCGGAGAUUGCAGCUUUGCAAAGUCGCCUGGAUGCGUCUCUCACCAGUCAAGCAGAUACUGAGAGAUCGCUCGCCAUGCUUCGUCAGCAAGUCACACAGUCCGACAAACAGAUGGCUGAAGCAAGUAGGGCCUCCAACGAGCAGAUCGCUGCUCUCGAGUAUGAGAGGGAUGAUCUCACCACUCAGCUUGAGAAGGUGCAGUCGUCACUCGAAGAACAUCAAAGGCGGUCAUCACUUAACGCGAGAUCCCCCAAAACCAGGACGAGAAGCACGCAGCUCGAACUCGCCACUCUGAAAGAUGAGGUCACCGGGCUCGAGGAGGAACGUGCCAAUGUGCGACUCACUUUACAGAAGCACCUCGAUGAGAAGAGUGAGUUGACGAGGCAAAAUGAGUUCCUUGUGAAGGAGCUUGAAGCGUUGCUUGCUCAGCGCUCAAGGCCGAGGAUGCCACCCAGCAAGACGAGCGACGCGCAAGUGCAGACUGACUUUUCCGCCUCGGAACCCAAAGUUGACCUGGCUGCUGCAAAGCACUUAAGAGAAGAGCGACGCCAAAGUCUGCGAAGUAUCACGCCCGGUACACCCAUGAGCCCCGAUCGACGGCAAGCCAAGGACGAGAUCGAUACAGCCUGGCAGAAUCGCUCGUUCGAGGACUACCUUCGCUCUGCCCACGCUGAGCUUUCUGAGCUGGGUAGUGUCAUCACGGCCAAUGAGACUCUCUUUGCACGGAAGAUACAAGAACACGUUGGCGAGCUGCAACGCGCGAAAGAUCAGCUUGCCGCAGCCUACAAAGCCAAGCUUGAUGGCUUGACAGCAGACAAAGAUCGAAUGGAAAAGAUGGUUAUGUCGCAGCAAGCCACUGCCUUUGCAGAGGAUAGGAGAGCACUUAUCGCCAGAUACGGUUCUGCUCACGAUGAUUUAAAUGCAACGGCCGCAAUGCUCACGAGUCUUCCUGUGAACGAAGCCCAGGAGUUGCGAACGGCAGAAGAACGCCUAGUAAAGGAUUACAACAAACGGAUUGCCAAGCGCAAGUCACAGAUUGCUUUGAAGCACGCGGAAGAGUUUCACCAUGUUACGCAGCAGUACGAUCAACAGGUUGCUGAUCUGCUAAACAAUCGUCAACAGCUCGAGGGAGACCUCUCCGUUGACCCAACCAGGUUCGAAGAAGAGUUCGGACAGUUGCAGGGAGACUCGACACAGCUCGAGAAUAUCAACCUACGGCGGGUCAAUGGUAGUCCGGGAGUUCUACAACACACUAGUACAGAUCCAGAAGAUGAGUUUGUAGCAGCACGACGAUCUCGUGCCGUGGAGAGACCCAAAACAGCCAUUCGAACUAGCAACCCCCGAACAUCCACGUCAAUUCCACGGUCGGCUUCACUGCCACGAGGUACCCAGGAGCGACGCCGAAUCAGCCCAGAACCUCCAGCUGUGCCAAAAAUCAAUUUUCCCGUCGAAGCCGAUUCUCAGCCGCGGAGGGGAUCGGUGCAGCAUCAGCCAGUAACCCAAAGGUCUCUUAUGAGAGCGAAAGGGCCGCAAGACUAUGCACCUGAGCAAAAACGGGUCGUUUCUGCUCCCUCUCCUAGCCAGCCUCCCAUCACGCCAACUCGGGGCAGCUCCAAAGCAGCGCGAACCAUGGGCAUCGGGUCGUUAGCUGCUGAGCCACCGAGCAGCAGACAAACGAACCCACCAGCAAAAGCACCAUCACCAGCUCGCUCGCAUGAGUCGCGCGCAAAGCCCGGAAUUCUGCGCAGAAUCAAAGACCGCUUGUCAAUCGACGCGCAUCACAAACCUCACUUCCAUCUCUCAAGAUCAGGCUCGAAAUUAGGACGUCUUGGAUCACGGCCAGGGACACCUAUCAUGCCGGAACGGAUAGAUAAUCGUCCAGAAUCCCCCUAUGCGGCAGGGCCUAGUACAGCACCCAAACCAGAAUUAGAACCGGAAUCAGCUUCACACGAUCUACCGCAAUCAACACCGAAACGAUCGAGAUCGAAGAAGCUCUCGAGCGGUAUGAUUUACUACAAUUCUCCGAGGCAGAGUCCGGCUGCGCCUCAAUUUGACAAUUAG